AUGGAAGCCACAUGUCAAUGAAUAUCUGGCAUGAUGAGUGUCGGUUGCCCCUGGCACCCAGUAAAAGUCCUUGACACGUGUCUCUCUCUUCCUCAUCGAUCAACAUCAUCAUCAUCCACCAUAUGUAUCCUUUAUCUCUGCUACUUUCCCUCAACUCACUGCAUAGUGACUACCAGGUAAUACUCCACAUACAAGCCCUCCGCCACUAACAACUCAUUUCUCAUGCUUCCCCAUUCAUCGGAACCCCACAGAAGACCCAAAUCUCCCGAACUCUCCGAUCCCAAAUCCACCUUCUCAGCCCUCACCGCAGCCCUCAUACACCUCCUCUCUCCUAGAAACCCUCGUUCAUGGAUUCUCUACAUCAUCCUCUUCCUCCAGAUCCUCCUCCUCUCCAACCUCCGUGGCUUCCCCUACCCUGACGCCUUCCUUCACCCAUCUACACUUCUCCAUAACUCAACCAACGCCCACCAUCCCUACCUCUCUAUUCCUGCAAACGCUGUCGUUCAAGAACCCACACUCCCCCAAAACGAAGUCAUCGAGAACACCUCACUCGACCAAUGCGGCUCCGGAAGGGUUUUCGUCUACGACCUCCCCAGAACCUUCAACAAAGAAAUUCUCGAGAAUUGCGACAACCUCAACCCGUGGAGCUCCCGCUGCAUCGCCCUCGCAAACGAUGGACUCGGCCAGAGUGCUGCCGGUCUUGCUGGAAUCGUGCCGGAGGAUCUCCUUCCGGCGUGGUACUGGACAGACCAAUUCGUGUCGGAAAUAAUCUUCCACAGGAGGAUGCUCCACCACAAGUGCAGGGUAACGGAACCAGAAUUGGCUACGGCAUUUUACAUCCCCUUCUACGCUGGACUCGCGGUUGGGAAGUACCUAUGGUCCAACACAUCAACAGCAAAGGAUCGCGAUCAUCACUGUGACAUGAUGCUGACGUGGCUCAAUGAUCAACCCUAUUACAAGAAAUCCAACGGCUGGAAUCACUUUAUCACCAUGGGGCGCAUCACAUGGGAUUUUCGAAGGUCCAAGGACCAAGACUGGGGUUCAAGCUGCAUCUACAAGACAGGGAUGAGGAACGUCACGCGCCUCCUCAUCGAGCGUAACCCUUGGGACUACUUCGACGUCGGUGUUCCCUAUCCUACCGGAUUUCACCCCCGAUUCGACUCUGAUGUAACUCGCUGGCAGCAGUUCGUCCGCGAUCGCCGCCGCAGCUCGCUCUUCUGUUUCGCCGGCGCCCCACGCGGGAGCCGAUGCUCGAACGGGACGUCAGCGAUCAUGGAGGCGUUUCUUGAGUCGGAUUUCUGCCUUCAGCCGAGAGGGGACAGCUUCACGCGGCGUUCGAUCUUCGAUUGCAUGGUGGCAGGUUCGAUUCCGGUUUUUUUCUGGCGGCGGAGUGCUUACUUUCAGUAUGAGUGGUUCUUGCCGGCUGAACCGGGUAGUUACUCGGUUUACAUAGACCGGAACGCGGUUAAGAAUGGGACCUCGGUAAAAGCGGUUCUCGAAAGCUACAGCAAGGAAGAGGUUAGGAAAAUGCGGGAGAAAGUGAUCGAGUAUAUUCCAAGGUUGGUUUAUGCCAAAAGUAACAAUGGAUUGGAGGGAAUGAAGGAUGCUUUUGAUGUUGCCAUGGAAGGGGUAUUUAGAAGGUUUAGGGAUCAAGAAGAUUUGAGUUUCAGUAAGUGGAGAUGAAAAUGGAGCUGGGUGUUUCAUUCAGUAAAGAAAAGAAGGGGGUUGAUAAAUAAAUAAGAAAAUAAGAACACCAUUUUUCUUGUAAGUUUGGUAGGAUAGCGUUUUUCUUUUACAGGUUUUAUUUAUUUAUUUAUUAAUGUAUAACGGGAUGUACCAUAUACCAUAUAAUAUAAAAUGAUUGAUAUUGGCAUUCUUUUUAAACAUAACUACGGUGAUUUAUUAUCCA
Arachis duranensis is the source of this 1909-nucleotide messenger RNA. Its product is annotated as xyloglucan galactosyltransferase XLT2. The transcript has a single exon. NCBI's taxonomy places the organism in Eukaryota, Viridiplantae, Streptophyta, Magnoliopsida, Fabales, Fabaceae. Gene Ontology annotation, molecular function: galactosyltransferase activity. The record is from RefSeq and is a predicted model, not a curated record. Gene Ontology annotation, biological process: xyloglucan biosynthetic process. The coding region runs from base 223 to 1683 and encodes 486 amino acids.